CAUGGACGGCGCCCCUCCGCAGGAGGAGGACUUUUCUACCAUCCCCGUCCAGGAUCGCCUCGCCCACAAGAACUGGAAAGCCCGCGUCAGCGCGUACGAGUCCCUCGUCAAAACCUUCCAGACGACCGCAUCCGAUACCGAUCCUGCAUUCAAGCCGUACGUCAACAACCCGGACCUGCUCAAGAAGAUCGUCACGGACUCGAAUGCGGUGGCCCAGGAGAAGGGCGUCGAGUGCGUGGUCGCGCUCGUCAAGUACUCCGGAGAGACCUCCGCGAAGACUAGGGAAGUAGUUGUCCCGGCUUUGGUGGAUAAAUGCUUCGGGUCGGCCAGGGCUGGCACCAAGAAUCAAGCUGUCGAACUUGUUUUGCAAUACAUCGAAGUCGAGAACGGAGGUGCGGGCGUUGUGGGUGACAUUCUGCCCGGCUUGGGGGCGAAACAGCCCAAAGUAGUUGCUGGGACCGUCGUCGCUAUCAAAGAAGCAGUCCGGAACUUUGGGAUCCAAGUAGUCCCUCCACCCCCAGUCCUUAAGAGUCUGCCGAAGAUCUUCGCGCAUACCGACAAGACUGUUCGAGCCGAAGGAACCAACCUCGCACAUACACUGUAUCAGUAUCUCGGGCCUGCCAUUGAACCAUGGCUCGCCGAUCUGAAGCCGGUGCAAGUCAAGGAGCUGAAGGAGGCUUUCGAGGCUAUGGAGAAGGACGGGAAGGGCAGGGGUACCUUGAAGCCUGAGAGGAUGACCAGGCAGCAAGCCAGGGAGGCCGCGGAAGCGCAGGAGGCGGGUGAGGACCAAGUGGCAGGAGGCGAUGAACCCGAAGAGGAUGCAGCGUUGGAUCCGCGCGCUUUUGCCGAAGAAGUCGAUAUCGUCCCUAAACUCCCCUCGAACUUACAUGCCGCGCUCGGUUCUUCCAAAUGGAAGGAACGCAAGGAAGUCUUGGACGACCUGCUUACUCUGCUCAACGCGACGCCCAAGAUCAAGGAUGCCCCUGAGCUUGGUGAAGUGGCCAAGGCCAUGGCAACGCGGAUACACUCCGACGCGAACAUCAACUGCGUGAUAGUCGCCGCUCAGUGUCAGGAGGCGCUUGCCAAGGGGCUCAUGGGAGCUUUUGGACGAUAUAGAGAAGCGGUCGUCACUCCAAUGCUUGAAAGGCUGAAAGAGAGAAAGGCGAAUGUCACAGAUGCUAUCGGAGCUGUCUUAGACGCUGUCUUCGCGACCACGACUUUGCCCGAUAUUUUGCCGGACAUCCAGGGCGCCUUAGGCUCCAAGAAUCCCCAAGUCAAGGAAGGGACGCUGAAAUUCCUAGCCAGAUGUCUCUCCACAUCGACAGUACCCGUUCCUCCCCCUCAGCUGAAACCGCUCUCCGAGCAGUUAGCUACAUUGUUAGAGGACUCCUUUGCGGGUGCGCGUGACGAAGCCGCGAACUGUUUGGGAACUUUAAUGAAGAUGGUGGGCGAGCGGCCUUUGAAUGCACUCGUGGAGGGAUUGGCGGACGUCAGGAAAGCCAAAGUCAAAGAGGCGUACGAGAAGGCGACGGUAAAGUGCAAGGCAGGUGCUGCACCUGCACCCAGGGCUCCCCCUGCAAAGGCGCCCCCGAAAGCUGUACCUCCAUCGAAGAAGAGUGCUCCGGCUCCUGCUGCACCCCCGCCAGAGUCACCACUGGAAGCUCCUCCGGAGAAGAAGCCUGUUGCAAAGCCUCCAGCGCGGCUCAUGGCUAAGAAACCUCCUACUGCGGCAGCUGCAGCUGUCCCGGCCAAGAAACCUGUCCCUGUAGCUGCCGCUCCUGCAUCGAAACCUGCGAAAGGCGGUGCCGCGGCUGCGCCGGGGGCGUUGGACACGUUCAAGUUCAAGCACACGCCGGAGGAUGCGGACGCCCUGAUCGCCGAAGCAAUCCCUGCACAGAUUCAGACUGACUUCGCAGAUUCGAAUUGGAAGACUCGAUUAGCUGCGCUGGAGGAAAUGACCAGCUGGCUUGAAGGCGUGGUAGAGGAGGUGGACGCUGAAGUCAUCGUGCGCUUCUUGGCCAAGAAGGGCUGGUCAGAGAAGAAUUUCCAGGUCUCUACCAAGCUGUAUGGUAUCCUAUCUCUCCUGGCCGAGAGAUGUCCUUCCUUCGGAAGAUCUUGCGUAGCACUGAGUACACCUCAUCUGAGUGAAAAGCUGGGUGACAUGAAGCUGAAGAAACCAGCUGGAGAGACCUUACUCCUGAUGGCAGAACAGACGUCUCUCCAAUUUGUUCUUAGCCAAGCGUAUGAACCACUCUCUAAGCAGAAAGCUCCGAAGGUGCUUGCGGACUCGCUGACCUGGAUUGAGUCUGCUGUGGUAGAGUUUGGAGUCGCUGGAGUUUCCCUGCGGAGCCUAAUUGACUUCCUGAAAACGGCUCUACAAAACUCCAACGCAGCCGUACGUACCAAUGCGACCAAAACUUUGGUGACCAUAAAAUUGUUCGCCGGGUCAGGUAUCAAGGACCUCCUGGGAGAUCUAAACCCCCAGCUUAUGAACACCAUCAGCAAUGAGUUCGACAAAGUAGAAGGCACCCCACCCCCGGUGCCGACCCGUACGUCGAGAGACCUCGCGGCGAUGAGCUCCCAAGGCGACGCCCCAGGCAAGGGUGGUGCACCAGCAGGGGGUGAUCCGUUGGACGACUUGUUCCCCCGGGUGGAGAUCGAUGGCCUGCUGAAAGGCACAACGAUCCUAGCUGAUGCGAAGAGCGACGCAUGGAAGACUAAGAAAGAAGCAUUGGAAACAUUGCAAGCCAUAUUGGAUCAAGGCCCGAACAAACGUCUGAAACCGAAUAUGGGCGAGAUAGGUCAAGUUUUGAAGGCCAGAGUGACUGACUCGAAUAAAGCUGUGCAGACACUUGCUCUCGACAUCGUCGCGCGGAUUGCAUCAGGCAUGGGAAAGCCUUUCGAGAAACAGACACGGUUCUUCGCAUUGCCAGUGGCCACUGUUUUGGCUGACCAGAAAGCUCCAAUCCGGGCAGCAGCUCUGCAGACCCUCACUGCAAUGGCGACCGCUUGUGAAGGGCUGGAGUCAAUGACUAAUGGUCUGGCUACGGCGCUCGAGUCUUCUAAUCCGCUACAGAAAGCAAACUUACUCAACUGGAUCGCGGAAUGGUUCAGCGAGCAUCCGCCUCCAUCAAGUCUUGACCUGCACAGCUGGGUCGGGCCUGUCGUUUCAUCUCUCGAUGACCGUUCUGGGGACGUCCGCAAGGGCGCACAGGCCGUCUUACCAUUUCUCGUGGCUUGCACCGGGUUUGACUACGUGAUGCAACAGACAAACUCUCUCAAACCCGCGUCCCGAGCUAGUGCUGUUCCCCUCAUCAAUGCUGCUCGUGGUUCAGCUCCUGCAGCAGUGCCAGCUCCCCCGAAGGUACCAGCGGCAGCAGCUCCUAAAGCUCCGGCAGCGCCUCCCAAAGCAGCCACUCCACCUCCAGCGCCUUCGCCCUCACCACCUCCAGCGCCAGCAAGCAAGGUAGCCCCCCCGAGUAAAUUGACUGGCAUCCGCCGAAAACUCCCUCAAGGUACGAUUGUCCGGCCCGAUUCUCGAGCGGAGUCUGUGGAGGAUGCACCCACAACUCGUAUGCCAACGAAGCUCGGUGGGUUGAGACGACCUGGUGCACCUUCUGCGGGUCCUCCCAGGGCGCACGCGCCCACGUCUCCUGUUCAGUCGAGCAAUGACCCAUUCCUGACGGCCCGUGAGGAUCCUAAGAAAGCUCGGCUGACUAAGGAUGGUCAGAAAUGGAUCAAUGAAGCAGGGCCGACUCGGAAAGAUCUUGCUGAAUUGCUACAGCACCAGAUGGAGCCUCAUGCGUCCAAGGACGUUGUGGCGCUCUUAUUCAGCCAUGAUCAUAACGCCACCAAUGACUAUCUGUCGGGAAUGACCCGAAUAUGUGACUUCUAUGCAAGUUGCGACGUGGACGACGAGAACGCGAAGGCAUUACGGAUUGCAAACUCGGACUUGCCGCUUAAAUACGCGUCUAUGAAAGCGCACGAACCUCAAUCCAACGUGAUAUCCAAGUGCUUAGAUGUUGUGGAUUCUGUCCUCACAUUCAUGCGCACUGUUGACUACCAGUUGUCGGACGCGGAGGCAUUGUGUUUCAUUCCGACAAUGGUAUACAAGGUUAGACUCGGCGAUGCCAGGGAGCCUGUGCGACAACGAGUGCAACAGAUCAUACAAUCGCUACCAAAAGUGUAUGCGUAUAGCCGCGUCUUCCACUUGCUGCUUGAAAAUGGUCUCAAGUCGAAGGUUGCAAAGACACGUCAGGGAACCCUCGAUGAGCUUGCUAGCUUAUUGAAGCGUUUCGGCAUGAGCGCUUGCGAGCCCAACAAGGCGUUGCCUCAGAUUGCUUCGAUGAUCGCUGACAAAGACCCUCAAGUUCGCAAGUCUGCAUUGUCUGCACUCAGCGAGGCUUACGUUCUGGUCGGAGAAAAAGUAUGGUCUUUGGUGGGGACCCUCUCUCCGAAAGACAAGACACAGCUCGAGGAACGCUUGCGUCGAGUUUCGGGACCCAGUAGUCCAGACAAGCACGACAUACCAUUACCCCAUGCCGCUGCUCGCGUUGCGGGCAUGCCUAGACCUGAAUCACAAACUGGUGGCAUUCCCCGUCCGUCGAGUCCUGCAGCGGCUGUCAAGUCCCGCUUGGCUCGACCAUCUUCACCUUCUCGUCCCGUCGGGCCCUCUUCUCCAGCACCCUCUGGCGGCAGCCGUCCCACAUCGCCAGCCAGAACCACGGGACUACCCACUACCUCACGGCUUGUGGCUCCAUCCUCUCCCGUAGCUGCGGGCCGUCCUAAAUCACAUUUGCCUUCUCGAUUGGGCGCUCCACGUACUCGUUUGGCUCAACCGGGCGGCAUCGCGACCUCCGCGCAACGCAGGACAUCAUCAGUAGAGUUCCCUAAUAUCGCCGAAGUGACUAAUGGUGCCAUCCCCGAAAGCCGACCUUCUCAUGAUGCUCUGGACGACCUGACAGCUGUAGAAAUGCCACCAGAUGAUAUAACGAUCACUAUAUCCAGUAUCCUCAGUAGCGACCCCUAUCGAAGCGUUGACGCUCUCAAGAAGAUUCAGGAAAUCCUGGAAGUCGGUCCUGAAGCUGGACCAUCAUCGCCUGCGUACCAAGAGUUAGCGGAACAUACUGAAGGUUUAAUAGAGACUAUCACUCUGCAAAUGGCUCAUGUCUUCGACCAACCGGCGGAUCUGCUUCUCAAGGAGAAUUUCAGACUUGCUAAGCACCUAAUUCAAACCUUGAACGCUUUCUGCGACCAUACUCUAUUAGCCGAAUCGUUAACCGUGGACAACCUCACGUCUCUACUAGAAGAGCUGACUCUGCGGUUGCUUGAGACCGACGAUAGUCCGGACGGGCAGGUCAAGGAAUUGUCACGUUUCAUUAACAUGAUUAUUCUCAGAUUGUUUGCUACGGCCCGGAGAAUGUCUGUGUUCAGGGCUUUGUUUGCUCUUCUGCUCCAGAUCGUCAAACCUUUCCCCAGCAAUCGUACGCUGCCAGAGUCUAAAGAAGCCAAAGUAGCGGAGCUAGUCUUGAAGUGUAUAUGGAAAUUGGCGAGGAAUAUACCGCAAGACUUGGAGAAGCAGGUUCUGGAUCCUGUGGAACUAUUCCCGGCUAUUGAACAUUUCCUUCAAUCUGUUCCUCCAAAUGAGUGGCGUGCCCGGGCGACCAACAAAGUUCCUUGCGGGGACAUGCCAUUGCGCACAAUCAAAGUCAUUAUACAACAUGUCGUCGCGCAUUACGGAGACGAAGUUUAUGACUUCUUGUCAGCUUCGUUUGACGAUCCUUCUGCUACCAUCGUUUACCCUUACGUUUACCGUAUACUGAACGCUGGCGCCCGUAAUGGAACAGAGAUUCCAGCUCGAUUACGCCAUGAUUCGAUUAGGCAGCAAUCCCCGGCGAGCAGUCGGCCCAUAUCACCUACAACAUCCUCUGCGGCAUCGGCAGGACCCCGGCACUCAUCACCCAGUCAUCGCACCAGCCAUAGCGCAUCUUCUAUGAACGGGCAUGGCGGAUUUGCACCUCCUGUAGAGGAGCCAGAUCCAGAUGCUCAGCUGCUGACUAUAAUCAGCCACAUCUCUAGCGAAACGACAGGCGCCAUGCACAAAGAGGGUAUCACCGAGCUGCACCAUUUCUUGAAGGCUUAUCCACACAAGAAAUCGCGAGUGGAUAAAUUGCUGGAAUCAACUGGUCCUGCUUUCCGCAAAUACAUUACUCGAGCUUUAGCUAGCAGAGCCGCCGAAGACGAGGAUCGGAAUGCUGCUGUAGCCCAUACGUUGUCCAAACUCGAAUCAAAUAAGCCUGACCUUACUUCUCCUACCUCACCAAUCAGCAGCAAGGCUGAGAGCAUAGGCUCGCCGCGAUCACCAAGGAUGAGUACAUCUGAAAUGGCCGGCGCGGACGAGCGGUUAUCCAGGCUUCACAAUUUGUUCCAAUAUCGGUCAAGCGUCGCAAGUAAUGGUUCUGCUCAUGGACGAAGUCCUUCCACUACAAAUGGUCCCUCUACGUCCCCGGGUUAAGCUGGUGUGCGAUGUGAUUCCUUUCUCUUUCGAUCUUUGUAAGCAUAGUAUGCAUUCCUUUAUCUUUGUAUGAACCUUCAGUAUCAUUGCAGCUGCUCUAUAUUAACAUUAUAGUACACAGUUCCCGUCCCCAUGAUCGGAUUAUAUUUGUAGUUUCCGCCUUGUCAAUAUACCACCGGUGAUCUGGGUUUACGUGUCUCAUUAUUGGUACGAUCCUCGCAGUCCGAUAGAAUUAUGGAAAAUAUCUCAGUACUUAAGUUCUGUAGUACCUCAGAUGUCCACUUUGUAA
Gloeophyllum trabeum ATCC 11539 is the source of this 6803-nucleotide messenger RNA. RefSeq names its product microtubule associated protein. The annotation marks the transcript as partial. Gene Ontology annotation, cellular component: microtubule plus-end; centrosome; kinetochore. The transcript has 15 exons. Gene Ontology annotation, molecular function: microtubule plus-end binding; microtubule plus end polymerase activity. The record is from RefSeq and is a predicted model, not a curated record. NCBI's taxonomy places the organism in Eukaryota, Fungi, Basidiomycota, Agaricomycetes, Gloeophyllales, Gloeophyllaceae. Gene Ontology annotation, biological process: establishment or maintenance of microtubule cytoskeleton polarity; microtubule polymerization; mitotic spindle organization.